AUGGAACCGUAUGUCGCCGAUGCGUACGAGGCAAUUUGCAUGUUCUCCCAACGAAAGACAGGCACACGAGAGUUGGUCGCUUGGCCAAGGGUCACUAUGUUUCAGACUCCUGGUCGCUGCGCGUCACGCUCGGCAAUCCUACCAGUCCCAAAGCACUCUCGCGUGAGAGCAAUCAUCUCAGGUGAAAUAGAAGCCACUUGGUCAGCAACCACACAAUGCUGUUCGGUGAAAGAUACGCAUAUUCGGGAUGAGGCGUGUCCCCCCUUUUUCCUCAUCAACGCCACCCAAUCAGAGCCAAAUCUGCAUCACGUGACAGAUCCACCAACAGCGACGUCACGGCUGCUUGCCAGACGUUUGUCUUCUGUCAUUGCGCUAUCAAUCGCAAACGCUCCAGAAAUUUGGCUCCUACAUCUCAAGAUGGAUCAGCCUAGGCCAGGCUCUGGUAGUAAGCAUGGCCGUAAAAAUUGGACACCAGCCAACGAUUUUCGCAGCUUGAGAGACCGCAAGGCAAGCUGCUUAAUCGCAGAGUGGGAUGUGGAAGGGCGUAUUUCAGACAACAUUGACGACGUGCGGAUUCAGAUUCUAUCCAUUAGGAGCAGUCAAACUUGCGCUCGGUCCAUCGUUUUGCACUCAUGUCGCGUCGACCUCAAAUCGAGCAACUUCAUCCACAGACAACAAGAUGGACACGGAGCCCUCCCCGCGACAAUACCCGUCUCCCCUGACAUCAAAGGCCCAAGCAGCCCAACGCCGGAAGCAAUCGCAUCCGGGCACUCGCGAAGUAUCAAGGCGGCAGAUGCAAGGUGA
This is a messenger RNA of Aureococcus anophagefferens, 804 nucleotides long. RefSeq lists its product as hypothetical. The transcript is spliced from 6 exons. Bases 1 to 804 code for a protein of 267 amino acids. NCBI's taxonomy places the organism in Eukaryota, Pelagophyceae, Pelagomonadales, Pelagomonadaceae. The record is from RefSeq and is a predicted model, not a curated record.